This is a messenger RNA of Leptosia nina, 1209 nucleotides long. The record is from the annotation of a GenBank genome assembly. Lineage: Eukaryota; Metazoa; Arthropoda; Insecta; Lepidoptera; Pieridae.
AUGGCCGACUCGAGUACAGAUGUAGCGAAACGUGAGAUAAGAGAGUCUUUAAAAUUAAGUACAUUUUUUAUGCGACUCAUUGGUUUCACGUUACACAAGCCGAAAACGCCAUCUGCAGUUAUAAUACAGAAACUUAUUUUCUCUGCGACCGUUGUGGGGGUGGUAAUACAUGUUCUCAGUGAAUUAUCAUUUCUCUGCGUCACGUCAACUAAUUCGCCGCGGGUUGAGGACGUGGUUCCAUUAAUACACACUGUCGGCUACGGCAUUUUAAGCAUUUCAAAGUUCGCUGUACUCUAUUCCAAGAAGAGCAUAUUUGCACAACUUCUGGAUGACCUGUCGACCAUAUGGCCAGUGGCACCUCUUGAAACGGAAGCUCAACUUUUGAAGAGCAGCAGCUUGAAAGCAUUGCGGCUUACGCAUAGCUGGUAUUUCGGCUUAAACGAAUCCGGUGUUUGUUUCUUUGCUAUAACCCCAGUGAGUUUGUAUUUCUUUAACCAAAUGCGAGGACAGAACUAUGCUAUCAGAUCGAUUUGGGCUUCAUGGUAUCCCUUCAACAUAUAUUCCAGCAACUUUGUGCAUGUGUGCGUUUAUAUCUUUGAAAUCUUCUCAGGUCAAUCCUGUGUGUGGGUGAUGAUAACUUCCGAUCUGCUGUUCACGGGAAUGGCAAGCCAUAUAAUUCUCCUACUGAAAUUACUACAGCAACGCUUACUUAAACUUGGUGAGAUGGGUCGCACUGACGAAGACGACUAUAAAGAACUGAUUGGAAGUAUACAGCUUCAUCAAAAACUUAUUAAGUACUGUAAGGACUUGGAAAACGCCUUCUCCCUUGUCAAUCUUAUAAACGUUGCCCUAAGUUCUGUCAACAUUUGCUGUGUUUUGUUCGUCAUAGUGCUUCUAGAACCUGUGAUGGGUAUGAGCAACAAACUGUUCCUUGGUGCAUCUUUAAUCCAAAUUGGUAUUAUAUGCUGGUACGGGGAGAAUAUUAUUCAAGAGAAUGCUAAGAUAGCGGAAGCAGCCUAUAAUAACAAUUGGUAUAAACUGAGUCCUCGAUGCAGAAGAAGCUUAGCCUUCCUUAUACAGAGAGCGCAGAAACCAAUUGCGUUUACUGCAAUGAAUUUUACCAACAUAUCCCUAGUCACGUAUUCAGCUAUUCUCACAAGAUCGUACUCGUAUUUCACCCUCUUAUACACUAUGUAUGGACAGAAUUAA